CGAAAUGAAUCAGAUUUAUUGAAACUCACAAGUGAAUUAAACUAAAAAUGAAGUAUCUUCUACUCGUAUUCAUCGCAGGACUCGCCGUGGUCGAGCCUCAUUUCUACAUGAGAGAACCACUUUCCAGAACUUCGAUUCAAACCCGUUUGGAUCGUUUCCCACAAGCCCAACAACCAUUUUGGUGGGAUCAUACUGGAGUAUGGUGCGGAAACGCUCAACAAAACCUUCAAUAUUCCACUUGCGGACGUUGCGGUGAUGCUCAAGGAAACUCACAUGCAGCUCAAGGUGGAAGAUACGACAAAGGCAUCAUCACUGCAACAUACAAUGCUGGACAAAUUAUCAACGCCGUUGUGCAGAUGCACGCCAACCAUCGUGGUCACAUUGAAUUCGAGCUCUGCCCACAAGUAACUGAAACAAACGCCUGUUUCACCCACCGAUUGGCUGUUGCCGGUGCAGACAGAGGAGUCCGAGGAGGAAAUACUGCUUGCACAGGAAACGAUCAACAAAACGGAGCAUUCAACGUUCGUAUCCAACUACCAGCUAAUGUUAGAUGUACCAGAUGUACACUUCGUGCCACCUACAGAACAUCAUACCCACCAGCUCCUGAUGCGUGCUUCAAUCCAAAUCCUGCUCAAACCUUCAGAAACUGCGUUGAUAUCAGAAUCAACUAAAGUUAACGACCUUGUGCCACUACUAAAUAAUAAAGAAAUUGCAAAAGAA
Bradysia coprophila is the source of this 720-nucleotide messenger RNA. RefSeq lists its product as uncharacterized. The record is from RefSeq and is a predicted model, not a curated record. NCBI's taxonomy places the organism in Eukaryota, Metazoa, Arthropoda, Insecta, Diptera, Sciaridae.